AUGGCCACCUGGAGGCAUCCUCGGUCGCGUCAGUGGCACCUGCUGGACUAUGUCCUCGUCCGGAGGCGAGAUCAGCGGGACGUGCUGAUGAAAAAAACGAUCGUGGUUGCUGACAGGUGGACCGACCAUCGCCUCGUCAGCUCGAAAAUAUGUAUUCGCCUACAGCCUCGCAGGAGACCACAAGGUAAGCGACCCCCAGGUAAGCUGAAUAUUACAUGGUUGCCUUUGCCCGCUCACCAUCUUCAUUUCUUCAAUGAGCUAGCUCCCCCGCUAGACAACCUUCCAAUCUCUGCCGCAGACGACGCCGCCGCUGCCGAGAACGCCUCCGUGGAGAACCGCUGGUGUCAACUGCGAGACACGGUCCAGUCGACGGUGCUCGCCGUCCUCGGUCGGGCACGCCGCCAACACCAGGAUUGGUCCGACGACAACGACGUCGCCAUCACCAAUCUGCUUGCCGAGGAAAACCGCAUACACAAAGCCUACCUAGACCACCCCACGGACGACAACAGAGCUGCCUUCUACCGUUGUCGUCGCCUCAUACAACACCGGCUGCGCGAGAUGCAGGACGCCUGGACGGCUCGCAAGGCUGAGGAGACCCAAGGGUACGCGAACCGCAACGAAUGGAGGAACUUCUCUGCGAUCAAAGCUGUUUACGGUCCGCCGACCAAAGGCACUGCUCCUCUCCUGAACGUCGACGGCAGUACCCUCCUGACCGAGAAGACACAAAUUCUAUAGCGAUGGAUCGAGCACUUCCGAGGCGUCCUCAACCGCCCCUCCACCAUCUCCGACGCCGCCGUUGACGGCUUGCCACAAGUUGAGACCAACGUGGACCUCGACUUCCCGCCCUCUCUCCAGGAAACUAUCAGGGCCGUGCAGCAGCUCUCCAGCGGGAAAGCUCCCAGAUCGGACGCUAUCCCUGCUGAGAUCUACAAGCACGGUGGCCACCAACUCAUGGAUCACCUGACUAAACUCUUCAAGGAGAUUUGGCGUCAAGGAGAAGUCCCGCAGGACUUCAAAGACGCCAUGAUGUUGCAUCUAUACAAGCGGAAAGGGAACCUCCAGCUCUGCGACAUUCACCAAGGCAUCUCCUCGCUGAAUAUCGCCGGGAAAAUCUUCGCUCACAUCCUCCUCAACCGCCUUAAUAAUCAUUAA
Messenger RNA from Spirometra erinaceieuropaei, 1152 nucleotides. Lineage: Eukaryota; Metazoa; Platyhelminthes; Cestoda; Diphyllobothriidea; Diphyllobothriidae. The record is from the annotation of a GenBank genome assembly.